This is a messenger RNA of Drosophila bipectinata, 1318 nucleotides long. RefSeq names its product yippee interacting protein 2 (gene yip2). Gene Ontology annotation, molecular function: acyltransferase activity, transferring groups other than amino-acyl groups. NCBI's taxonomy places the organism in Eukaryota, Metazoa, Arthropoda, Insecta, Diptera, Drosophilidae. The record is from RefSeq and is a predicted model, not a curated record. Gene Ontology annotation, cellular component: mitochondrion.
UAAAGUUUUAAAACAUAAUGUCUGCAGCAACUAAAGGUAUCUAUAUUGUGGCUGCCAAGCGAACGGCCUUUGGAACCUUUGGUGGCGCCUUGAAGGGCAUCAACCAGACUCAGCUCCAGACGACAGCGGCCAAGGCUGCCCUGGACGCUGCCGGGCUCAAGGGAGAGCAGGUGGACACCGUCAUUGUGGGCAAUGUGAUAGCGUCUUCAUCCACGGAUGGCAUCUACGUUCCCCGUCAUGUGGGUCUCAACUGCGGUGUGCCCAUUGAGAAACCUGCCUUGGGCAUCAACCGCCUCUGCGGCUCCGGCUUCCAGUCGAUCGUCAACGGCGCCCAGGAUAUCCUGGUCGGUGGCGCCAAGGUUGCCCUCACCGGUGGUGUUGAAAAUAUGUCCCAAAGCCCUUUCAUUGCCCGCAAUAUUCGCUUCGGAACCACCUUGGGAGCCAACUACAACCUGGAGGAUGCUCUUUGGGCUGGUCUUACAGACACCUACUGCAAGCUACCCAUGGCUCUGACUGCCGAGAACCUGGCCGACCAAUACAAGAUCACCAGGGAGCGUGUCGAUGAGUUCUCCUUGUUGUCGCAGAAGAACUGGGAAAAGGGACAGAAGGAGGGUGCUUUCAACGCCGAGAUCGCUCCCAUCAAACUGAAGGUCAAAGGCAAGGAAGUUGACUUCGUGGUAGACGAACAUCCUCGCCCCAAGACCACCAUCGAGGGUCUUGCCAAGCUACCAUCGCUCUUCAAGAAGAAUGGUGUUGUGACCGCAGGAACCGCUUCCGGAAUAUGUGAUGGAGCUUCGGCUGUUAUCGUUGCUUCUGAGGAGGCCUUGAAGGAAUAUAACCUGAAGCCUUUGGCUCGUCUUGUUGCUUUCUCCUUUGUCGGAGUCAAGCCCGAGAUCAUGGGUAUUGGUCCCGUGCCCGCCAUUCAGAAUGUGUUGAAGGUAUCCGGAAAGAAGCUGGAAGAUAUCGACUUAAUUGAGAUCAAUGAGGCCUUUGCUGCUCAGACCUUGGCCUGUGCCGAUGCCCUGAAACUGGAUCCCUCCAAGCUUAAUGUGAACGGCGGUGCCAUUGCCUUGGGCCAUCCCCUGGGAGCCAGUGGCUCUCGCAUCACUGGUCACCUGGUGCACGAAUUACAGCGCAAGAAGCUGAAGUACGGCAUUGGAUCAGCUUGCAUCGGUGGUGGCCAAGGCAUCGCCCUGCUUCUGGAGGCUGUCUAAACUGGUUCUUUCCCUUUGAAACAUGCAUUUAAAAAUUACUUAGUUCAAAAAUUCCCUCUUUUUUAACCUCGUUAGUAAUAAAUAAAGCGAUAAUUUUAAUUUUA